CCGGAGUGAGAUUGCGGAGCAGAGGACAAUGUCUAUGCCGCGUAAAAGAUUAGGCGUAGUCGUUAAACAACAAGUUAAACCACAACGAUAAUGCGAACUCUAUUACUUUAUUCUCGUGUUGGAUUUGAUAAUAACUCCUAACUUGCGUAAGUUUCCGUUGAUUACCCCGGAACACCUGAAUUAUUUACUUCAAGGGGCGAGGGAUGGAUGUUCACCUUACAGAAGAUGAAAUGGCAGACAUUAAAAAAGACGUGCUGAACAAACUGAGGCCCUACCUGGUCACCAAGAUCAGAGCCGAGCGCCACUUCGACUACCUGCGCUCCCGCCGCAUCAUGACGCGGGACGACGCGGAGGAGAUGACCUCCCAGCCCACGCAGUCCAGGCGCGCCAGCACCCUGCUGGACCUCCUGAGCGACAACCCCCACGGGCUGGACGUGCUGAUUGAGUCCAUCCAGCUGUCCCGCUGCCAGAACUUCAUCAUCGCCAAGAUCACGGACGAGGUCCAGAAGGCCAAGAACGAGAAGAUCGAGGCGAUGAAAGCCGCCAGCACUCCUCCGACCGCCAACACCCUGAGCGUCCAGCGAGCCGCCCCCGGCGGCGGCAACGACCUCUCCAAGACGUUCUCCGAGGACUCCACCAUGCUCUACCACCCGGAUGGCGAGGGGAGCCCCGGCGCCUCGCUCCUCCCGGGGUCCCUCGAACUCAAGCCUCAGAAAGACGGCGGCGGCGGCGGCGGCGGCGGCGGCAGCGGCGGGGCCUCGGUGACAGGAUGGGACAUGCCGGCGUCCUCCUCCAUGUCCACGGCGCCCUCCACCCUCCCCAGGCCCGGAGACCCAGGGGCGCCCGCCCUGCCAGAGGAGAUGCUGGCGGAGGAGUCGUUGUCCCCGACCAUGGACCACGACACGCUCCAGUGCAGCGGCGGCGCCGACCUGAACUUUCAGCCCCUCAGGUCGCGCUCCACCACCAGCCCCAUGUAUGCUGCCAUGCCAGCCAAACAGCAAAACCCAAAACUGUUCCUGUCGUAAC
Molecule: messenger RNA, 1026 nt
Organism: Gadus chalcogrammus (walleye pollock)
Lineage: Eukaryota; Metazoa; Chordata; Actinopteri; Gadiformes; Gadidae
Gene: bcl10
Product: BCL10 immune signaling adaptor
Exons: 3
Coding region: 204-1025 (273 amino acids)
Biological process (GO): positive regulation of extrinsic apoptotic signaling pathway; adaptive immune response; apoptotic process
Cellular component (GO): cytosol; CBM complex
Molecular function (GO): kinase activator activity; protein kinase B binding; NF-kappaB binding
Source: RefSeq, a predicted model, not a curated record